AUGCCCUCCCCGGCAGCUCUAACAAUCUAUGCCUUCGGCCUAACGGCGCUGUUAGCCGGCAUCGGCUCCCUACUAGACCCAGCCGGAUCCCUGCCGCAGCUGGGCCUGCCGUACGCGUGCGUGGCCGCGGCGCGCGGCAACGGGCUCGCGGCCAUCGCCAUGGGCCUUUACUACUCACUCGCGGCGUACCAGGAAAACACGGCCUUCUUCGCCGUCACGGUGCCCAUGCGCUCGCUCACUACCGCCGUCUUCUGGGCCCAGGGCUGGAGGCUGCCGGCUGUCUGGGAGGGUGCGGGCGCGCUGGCUACUGCGUUUGCACUCUUGUUAUGGGGUCGUGCUGCGGCUGGGGAGGGGAAAGGGAAGAUUUAUUAG
Molecule: messenger RNA, 372 nt
Organism: Anthostomella pinea
Lineage: Eukaryota; Fungi; Ascomycota; Sordariomycetes; Xylariales; Xylariaceae
Source: the annotation of a GenBank genome assembly